Cololabis saira (Pacific saury) is the source of this 15326-nucleotide messenger RNA. RefSeq names its product HECT and RLD domain containing E3 ubiquitin protein ligase 2 (gene herc2). Gene Ontology annotation, molecular function: ubiquitin-protein transferase activity; zinc ion binding. The coding region runs from base 142 to 14634 and encodes 4830 amino acids. NCBI's taxonomy places the organism in Eukaryota, Metazoa, Chordata, Actinopteri, Beloniformes, Belonidae. The transcript is spliced from 91 exons. The record is from RefSeq and is a predicted model, not a curated record. Gene Ontology annotation, biological process: protein ubiquitination.
UGCCUCAGUCUCCGACCUGUCAAUCAAAUCCAUUAUGAACGUCUUGUUAAUGCAGCAAAGCAGCUGAGAGAGGACGAAAAUAGCUCCAGAAGUCACCGCAGGUUGGCUGCUUUUGCAGCCAGGAGAGGAGGAGGCAGCAAGAUGCCUUCUCCAUCAUUCACUCUUGAUGCUCAGCUAAGAUUUCAUGACAAAUGGCUCAAGAUAGACUUACAGCGGGCAUUCUCUCCAGAGGGGCUGAGUGAAAUGUGGAAUGAAAUGGUGAAAGAUGAGGAGAUAACAUUCAACGGGGACGAAUCAGCUCAUCCAGAAGAUUGCACUGAUUGUUUUGGAACUCAGAAGAAAGAUGAGCCCAACGAUAAAGAAAAAAAAGAUGAGGAGGAGCCAUCAACGUCCGUGCAUCAAUCCAUCAUUGAGUCGUGGGAUUGGGGGCAGCAGCCAGAUGAAACAGAGUUAAAAGACUGUUUGCUGGUCCUCGUUGACGACCAGCAGAAGCUCUCGGCUCAGAUGGCUAAAAGCACGAUGUCUGCUCAGCGGCUGCGUCAGCGCCUGGUCAUCCUGGAGCGGUAUCUCAUCUCUCUCAGCCACAGCAUGAUGGAGGAGAAGUACAAAGUCCGCUGGAAGACACCCCCGAGCCCCCCUAUGCCUACUGCUGACAAUAAGAGCACUCGUCCAGCCAGUAAAGGUGUUGAAGGUUUGGCCAGAGUGGGCUCCAGGGCAGCUCUCUCUUUUGCCUUUGCUUUCCUGCGUCGGGCGUGGAGGUCAGGAGAUGAUGCAGAUCUUUGCAGCGAGCUUCUCCAGGAGUCCCUGGAUGCGCUGCGCGCGCUGCCUGAGGCCACACUGUUCGAUGAGGGAACUGUGUCCUCGGUGUGGCUGGAAGUUGUUGAGAGAGCCACAAAGUUUCUCAGUGAUGUCCAUGGAAAUGCCACCACCAAAGGUAACAUUCCUCUUCAGGACCAGCAUCUUGCUCUGGCCAUCCUGCUGGAGCUGGCGGUACAGAGGGGCACUCUCAGUCAGCUGCUCUCUGCUGUUCUGCUGCUGUUACGCCUGUGGGAAAACGGCACCAGAGAGAUGGACAAUGAGCGCUCCACCCAGGGAACCAGUGCGCCUCUACUGCCGCUCCUGCAGCGAUUUCACAACAUUCACAGCAGCAAGGAGGAGCCCAUGCCUGAAGUGGAUGCUGAGAUCCUCACAACACCUCUCAGUCCAAACGAGAGUUUCCUACGCUAUCUAACCUUGCCUCAGGACAAUGACCUGGCCAUUGAUCUUCGACAAACAGCUGUUGUGAUAAUGGCUCAUUUGGACCGUUUGGCGUCUCCCUGCAGCCCCCCGCACUGCAACUCCCCCUCGUCUAACAAGGGGACUUUGCAGGAAGUUAUUGCCUGGGGCCUGUUGGGUUGGAAACUGCAUGCCAACGUCAAUGGACCCAUUCAGUGUAAAGCUCUGUCAAGCCUCGGAGUCGCACAAAUUGUCUGCUCAGAAAAAGGUUUUCUCAUCUUGUCCAGCAGCGGUGCUAUUUACACCCAGAACUACAAGAGCACAACACUGGCUCCUCUGCUGAUCCACAGUCUGAGCUCCAGAAAGAUUGUGAAGCUUGCAGCUCAUCCCGAUGGGCAACAUUACCUGGCCCUGUCAGCCAACGGGGAGGUGUUCUCAUGGGGUUGUGGUGAUGGAGGCCGCCUGGGACAUGGAGACACCACCUACUUAGAAGAGCCCACAGUGAUUGCAGCCUUCAAUGGGAAACAGACUGGAAAGCAUGUGGUGCACGUCGCCUGUGGCAGCACAUACAGCGCUGCGAUCACAGCUGACGGCGAGCUCUACACCUGGGGCCGAGGGAACUAUGGUCGACUGGGUCAUGGCUCUAGUGAGGACCAGACUACACCCAUGCUUGUGACAGCCCUGAAGGGACUUAAAGUGGUGGAUGUGGCAUGUGGCAGUGGUGAUGCCCAAACACUUGCUGUGACGGAAAAUGGUCAGGUGUGGUCCUGGGGGGAUGGGGAUUAUGGUAAACUGGGUCGAGGAGGCAGCGAUGGCUGCAAGACGCCCAAACUCGUAGAGAAGCUGCAGGACCUGGACAUAGUGAAGGUGUGCUGUGGCAGUCAGUUUUCAGUAUCGCUCACUAAAGAUGGCCAAGUGUACACCUGGGGGAAGGGAGACAACCAGCGUCUGGGUCAUGGCACUGAUGAGCAUGUUCGCUAUCCAAAGUUGCUAGACAGUCUACAAGGAAUAAAAGUUGUGGAUGUUGCUGUGGGAUCUACACAUUGCUUAGCUCUCACCGACGAUGGGGAAGUGCACAGUUGGGGCAACAACGAUAAGCUGCAGCACUUUGAUACUCUCUUCUCCAACAAGAAGCAGCCUAAAGCACUCCCGGGGCUCAACUCCAAACACAUAGUGGGAAUCACCUGUGGCCCGGGACAAAGCUUCGCUUGGUCUUCUUGUUCAGAGUGGUCUGUUGGGCAGCGUGUUCCCUUUGUGGUAGACGUCUGCCCCAUGACCUUCGAACAGUUAGACCUGCUGCUGCGACAGGUUAGCGAAGGGAUGGACGGGAGCUCAGACUGGCCUCCCGCUCAGGAGAAGGAGUGUAUGGUAGUAGCUACGCUCAACCUGCUCCGGCUCCAGCUCCAUGCAGCCAUCAGUAACCAGGUGGACCCUGAGGAGCUGGGACUGGGGCUUGGCAGCGUCCUGCUUAACAACCUCAAACAGACAGUGGUAGUGCUCGCUAGCAACGCUGGUGUGCUCAAUACUGUGCAAGCAGCUGCCCAAGCUGUCCUGCAAAGUGGCUGGUCAGUCCUGCUGCCAACAGCUGAGGAAAGAGCGCGGGCGCUGUCCUCACUGCUGCCCAAUGCAGCAUCAGGGAAUGAGAUGAAUGUGAGUCCAGGAAGACGGUUCAUGAUUGACCUGUUGGUGAGCAGUUUAAUGGCUGAUGGAGGGUUGGAAUCUGCACUCAAUGCAGCCAUUACUGCUGAGAUACAGGAUAUUGAAGCCAAGAAGGAAGCUCAGAAGGAGAAGGAGAUAGAUGAGCAGGAGGCUAAUGCCUCAACCAUCCACCGCUGUCGCACCAUCCUCGACAAAGAUCUCAUCAACACCGGCAUUUAUGAGUCAACAGGGAAGCAAAGCCUGCCUUUGGUGCAGCUUGUUCAGCAGCUUUUGAGGAAUAUCGCCUCUCAGACCAUAGCAAGGCUGAAGGAUGUUGCUCGCCGCAUCUCCAAUUAUUUGGAGGCGGAGCAUGUUAGCAAGGAGCGCUCUGCAUCUUUGGAUCUGCUUCUGCGCUUCCAGAGGCUGCUGGUCAGCAAGUUAUACCUGGGUGUCACCAGCACAGAGAACAGUAAUGGAUACAAUCCUGAGCUCCUGGGCGUCGGCUCUCUGCUAAAGAAGUACAUUGCUCUGCUGUGUACUCAUAUUGGGGACAUUCUUCCCGUGGCAACAAGUAUUGCGUCCACCGGUUGCCGACAUUUUGCAGAAGUUUCUCGUGUUAUUGAAGGAGAUCUAACUGGAGUGCUUCUGCCUGAGCUGGUCGUGUCCAUCGUUCUCCUCCUGACCAUCGAUGCUGGUCUGAUGCAGGAAACUGGUUCAAUCCCUCUGCUGGCUGGACUCUUGGAGCACUUGGAUCGUUUCAACCAUCUGGCCCCAGGACAAGAGAGGGAUGAAAACGAGGACUUGGCCUGGCCAGGCAUUAUGGGGUCCUUCUUCACAGGACAAAGUUCGAGGAACAACGAGGAGAUUUCUCUCAUCCGCAAGGCUGACCUGGAGAAUCAUAACAAAGAUGGUGGCUUCUGGACAGUAAUCGAUGGCAAAGUUUAUGAUAUCAAAGAUUUCCAGGCCCAGUCGCUAACAGGGAACAGUAUUUUGGCUCAGUUUGCAGGAGAGGACCCCGUGGUUGCGUUGGAAGCUGCCCUGCAGUUCGAAGACACCCGGGAAUCUAUGCAAGCAUUCUGUGUUGGCCAGUAUAUGGAGCCGAACCAGGAGACGGUCACUACUCCAGACCUCAGCAGUCUGUCUUCCCCACUUAUUGACACUGAGCGGAAUCUGGGGCUCCUGCUGGGUCUUCACGCCUCCUACCUGGCUAAGAGCUCCCCAUUGUCCCCCAUGGAAAUUGAAUGUGCCAAAUGGCUCCAGUCCUCCAUAUUCUCUGGUGGCCUUCAGACCAGUCAGAUUCACUACAAUUACAACGAAGAGAAAGAUGAAGACCACUGCAGCUCUUUGGGUACAACCACUCCAGAUAAAGCCAAACUUUACUCGCGCAGAAUAACCCUUAGCGACCAUGCACAGCCUUUCCUGCAGGCCAUAGCUGACAACACCACUCAGGACCACACCGUGAAGGACUUCCUGUGCCAAAUAGAGCGUUGCUGUAAGCAGUACCAUCUUAUUACACCCAUCACCUUCCCUCCGGAGCACCCUGUGGAGGAAGUUGGCCGCCUGCUGCUCUGCUGCCUGCUCAAACAUCAAGACCUCGGUCACAUUGCUCUCUCACUUGUCAGUCAAUGUGCCUUGGGUGUGGACCAAGGGAAACAGAGGUCCCUCCCCAAAUCUGUGAUUGACGUGUGCCGCAUGGUCUACCAGGCAAAAUGUUCUUUAAUCAAGACCCAUCAGGAACAAGGUCGUUCUUACAAGGAAGUGUGUGCUCCUGUUGUGGAGCGCCUGCGCUUCCUCUUUAAUGAGUUACGUCCUGCCGUGAGCAACGACCUGUCUAUCGUGUCCAAACUAAAGCUGCUGAGCUCUCAGCCCCGUUGGAGGAGGAUCACCCAGAAACUUAUCAGGGACCGGAGAAAAAAAAGAGUGCCUAAGAAGUCAGAGUCUGCUGACAUAGAAGAACCAAAGGUUGAAAAUGAAGAGACCAAUGAAGAAGAGCAUAAUGUUCACAUCAGUCCCCCUCCUGCAGACAGGAAAUCACCCACUGGCAAAACAUCCAAGCAGGACCGGUGGCACCCGCUUCUACACACUGUUGCCAACGUUCAAAGAUACCGGUGGCUGAAGCACAGUGUUCCUGGAGUCUUUUCUCAGUCCAGCCUCAUGGCUACUAUUGUGGAGUUUGCUCUGAAAGAGGAACCACUGGAUGUGGAAAAGAUGAGGAAGUGUCUACUGAAGCAGCUGGAGAGAGCUGAGGUGAGGCUGGAAGGCAUCGACACCAUGCUGAAGUUGGCUUCCAAAAGCUUCCUGCUGCCGUCUGUGCAGUAUGCAAUGCUCUGUGGCUGGCAGAGGGUCAUACCAGAAGGGACCAACAUUGGAGAGCCCUUGUCUGAUUGCCUGAAAGAUGUAGAUCUAAUCCCUCCCUUCAACCGCAUGCUUCUGGAGGUGACAUUUGGCAAGUUGUACUCUUGGGCCAUCCAAAAUGUUCGCAGCAUCCUACUUGAGGCCAGCGCCAAGUUCAAAGAACUAGGUGUGCAGCCAGUUCCCUUGCAGACCAUAACCAAUGAGAACCCAGCAGGACCAAGCCUUGGCACCAUUCCACAGGCCCGAUUCCUUCUAGCCAUGAUACACGUGCUGUCUCUGAAACAUGGGUCUAACAGCCUGAGUCUCUUGCUGAAUUCUGGCCUACUGGCCCUCACACAGUGUAUACUCCGGCUUAUAGGACCCAGUGCAGACAGCAGUGAGGAGGACCUGAGCUUAUGUGCUCACGGAGGCUCGGCUACAGUACUGGAGGAGUCUAGAAAGGAGGCAACCCCGACCCCAGUACCUGCUUCUGGCCCAGAGCUGGCUGCCAUGAUGAAGAUCGGCACCAGGGUCAUGAGGGGAGUUGAUUGGAAAUGGGGAGAUCAGGAUGGUCCAGCACCCGGUUUGGGUAGGGUCAUCGGGGAGCUGGGUGAGGAUGGAUGGAUCAGAGUUCAGUGGGAUACAAGCAGCACCAACUCGUACAGGAUGGGCAAAGAGGGCAAGUAUGACCUUAAACUUGCAGAGCCACCCCCGGCUGCUCAGCCCACUACAGAGGACUCGGAUACUGAGGAUGACACAGAAGGCGAGUUGAUGGAGAAAAGCAGUCACCCCACAGCCAUGAUGCUCACCAGCACCAUCAACUUGCUGAAGACACUCUCCCUAUCAGCCGGGAUCUAUGCUGAAGUUUUGCAAACAGAUGCUACACGGACUCUGUGUGGAUUACUGAGGAUGCUUGUUGAAAGUGGAGCAAAUGACAAGUCAGGCUGCCACUCCCACAUGUUGGUGUCUCGGGAGCAGCACAGGAGCUGGUGUACUCUGGGCUUCAUUCGCAGCAUUGCUUUAAAGCCACAGAUGUGCAGCAACCUCAGCACCUUUACCUGGAUUGGCCUGCUCGUCCGAAUUGUAGAGGGACACCAGUCUUUCAAUGCCAUUACUCUGCAGAGACAAAUCCUGGCACUACGUCUCCUGCAGGCAGUCCUACCUUCAUGGGACAAGACUGAGCGCUCCCAGGACAUGAAGUUCCUUGUGGAAAAGUUGUUCAACUUCUUGGGAAGCCUGUUAAGCACCUGCUCCUCAGAUCUGCCCCUUCUCCGAGAUGGUUCCAUGCGGAGGAAGAAGUCCCGCCCACAGGCGUCUCUCACUGCCACUCACAGCAGCACACUGGCAGAGGAGAUUGUGGCUGUUCUGCGGACUCUGCACUCUCUUGGCCAGUGGAACAGCAUGAUCAAUGAUUACAUCAACGCUCAGUUGAGCUCCAUUGGCGACGUUAUGGCAGCUUGCCAGUCUGAAGCUUGUUUCUUGGAGGACUAUUUUCCUGAUUCCGACGGUCUCAGAGUAGGUAGUCUGAUGGCAGUGUUGGCCGUGAUCGGUGGGAUUGAUGGGCGCCUACGGCUGGGGGGGCAGGUCAUUCACGAGGAACACGGAGAGGGAACAGUCACGCGCAUCACUCCAAAAGGCCGCAUCACCGUCCAGUUUCAUGAGAUGAGAAUCUGUCGAGUUUGCCUGCUCAGCCAUCUCAAGCCGCUGCCUGCCAUAACCUUCAGCGUGCAAAACCUGCCCUUUACCGAGCCCAUGUUGGUAGUUUGGGCUCAGUUGGUCAGUUUGGCUGGGAGCAAACUCGAGAAACAACGCAUGAAGAAGUCUCUUAGCCGAGGGCUCACAGCUGAUCAGGUGGAUAUUCAUUUGCUGCGAUGCCAGCAGCUGCGGCUUUAUAUUUUGAAGGCAGGACGAGCCCUGCUCUCCCAUCAGGACAAACUCAGGCAGAUCCUCUCCCAGGCAGCAGUAGCUGACUUGGGACCCAACCCCAGUGAGGAUCCAGUUGCAUCAUCUCCUGACGCUGGGGAGCUGUCUCCUGAGGGUCCACUGCCUCCACUGAUUCUCCUGCAGCAGCUGCUAUCGGCUGCCACUCAGCCCUCCCCGAUCAAAGCCAUCUUUGACCGGCAGGAGAUGGAGGCAGCAGCUCUGGCAGUGUGUCAGUACUUGGCAGUGGAAUCUGCCCACCCGUCCUCCCCGCUGUUUGAGGAGAGCAGCUCCAGCGAGGCCACCACGCCCGUCACUGUGCAGCAUGUCAAACCACCGAAGCAGAAAAAGCUGAAGACCUCCCCUGUCCCUCCGUUACCCAUUGUCCUCCAGCUUAUGGAAAUGGGGUUUCCACGGAAGAACAUCGAGUUUGCCUUGAAGUCACUGUCUGGUACUACCGGCAGCGCCUCUGGUGUCCCAGGUGUUGAGUCUCUGGUGAGCUGGCUGCUGGAUCAUCCGGACAUUCACGUCACCGAGCUGUCUGACGCCGACACUGUGUCCGAUGAAUACUCCGAUGAGGAGGUGCUGGAGGAGCUGGAGGAGGCAGAACCCACAUUCUCUGUGCCUCCUGGUGUAGUGGUGACUGAGAGCCAAACGUUUAAGAAGAGGUCGGAUUUCCAAAGCAACGAUGACUAUGCUGUGUAUGUGAGAGAGAACAUUCAGGUGGGUAUGAUGGUGAAAUGCUGCAGAACGUACGAGGAAGUGCACGAUGGAGAUGUCGGGAAAGUGAUAAAGCUGGACAGGGAUGGACUUCAUGACUUAAAUGUGCAGUGUGACUGGCAGCAAAAAGGAGGAACGUACUGGGUUCGCUACAUCCACAUUGAGUUAAUUGGAUUCCCACCACAAACUUCUCCUUCUCAUAUAAAGAUUGGUGACAAAGUUAGGGUAAAGCCAACGGUCACAACACCAAAGUACAAAUGGGGCUCUGUCACUCACAGGAGUGUCGGGGUAGUGAAAGCUUUCAGUGCCAAUGGAAAGGAUGUGAUUGUGGACUUCCCGCAACAGUCCCACUGGACUGGUUUGUUAUCUGAAAUGGAGCUGGUCCCAAGUGUCCAUCCUGGCGUGAGGUGUGAUGGCUGUCAGAUGUUCCCUAUUAACGGCCCCCGAUUUAAAUGCAAAAACUGUGACGACUUUGACUUCUGUGAAAACUGCUUCAAGACACGGAAACACAACACAAGACAUUCCUUCGGCAGAAUCAACGAGCCCGGCCAGUCUCCAGCGUUUUGCGGCCGUUCUGGAAAACAACUCAAGAAGCAUCACAACAGCCAGCGUGGGAUGCUGAUCGACGACUGGUCCCGUGCUGUGAAGAGCCUUAAUGUGUCGUCAUCUGUUAACCAGGCCUCUCGUCUCAUUGACUGCAGCGAUCAGUGCUGGCAGUCCUCGGGCUCACAGGGGAAGCACUGGAUUCGUCUCGAGCUUUUCCCGGAUGUUCUUGUGCACAGGCUGAAGAUGAUUGUAGACCCGGCAGACAGCAGCUACAUGCCCUCUCUUGUAGUGGUGUCAGGUGGGAGCUCUUUGAACAACUUAAUUGAGCUCAAGACAAUAAACAUCAAUCCCACAGACACCACUGUCCUCCUGCUCAGUGACUGCACUGAGUUUCACAGAUACAUUGAGGUUGCAAUCAAGCAGUGUCGAAGCUCUGGUAUAGACUGCAAGAUUCAUGGACUUGCCAUCGUAGGACGUAUCAGAGCAGAUGACGAAGACCUGGCUGCAGUCCCUUUCCUGGCAUCUGACAACGAGGAAGACGAUGAUGAGAAAACUGCAGCUGGGAGUCUCGCCCGGAAGAAACCAUCAGGAUUGGAGUCAUCCGCCACCAUCAGGACCAAAGUGUUUGUUUGGGGUCUGAAUGACAAGGACCAACUGGGAGGGCUCAAGGGCUCUAAGAUAAAAGUUCCUUCUUUCUCUGAAACACUGUCUGCACUCAAUGUGGUGCAAGUGGCUGGUGGCUCCAAAAGUCUCUUUGCAGUAACUGUGGAGGGGAAGAUUUAUGCAUGCGGAGAGGCCACCAAUGGCAGGCUGGGUCUGGGCCUCUCGAGUGGGACCAUCCCAAUCCCCCGUCAAAUCACCGCUCUCAGUAAUUACGUGGUGAAGAAGGUGGCUGUACAUUCUGGUGGACGCCAUGCGAUGGCACUGACUGUGGAUGGCAAGGUCUUUUCCUGGGGCGAAGGAGAUGACGGCAAACUGGGACACUUUAGUAGAAUGAACUGUGAUAAACCUCGCUUGAUUGAGGCAUUGAAGACCAAACGCAUCCGUGACAUCGCCUGUGGCAGCUCUCACAGUGCCGCAAUCACCUCCAGCGGGGAGCUGUACAGCUGGGGCUUGGGUGAAUACGGCCGCCUCGGUCACGGGGACAACACUACUCAACUGAGGCCCAAGCUGGUGAAAGUGCUCUUGGGCCACCGUGUUGUCCAGGUGGCUUGUGGUAGCAGGGACGCUCAAACUCUAGCCCUCACUGAUGAAGGAUUGGUGUUCUCGUGGGGUGAUGGGGAUUUUGGGAAGCUCGGGCGUGGAGGCAGCGAGGGCUGCAACAUACCUCAGAACAUAGAGAGGCUCAACGGACAGAGCGUCUGCCAGAUUGAGUGUGGAGCACAGUUUUCCCUGGCUCUUACCAAGUCUGGCAUGGUGUGGACUUGGGGCAAAGGCGACUAUUUCAGGUUAGGCCAUGGCACCGAUGUCCAUGUUCGGAAGCCCCAGAUGGUGGAAGGACUGAGAGGAAAAAAGAUCGUCCAUGUGGCUGUUGGAGCAUUACACUGUCUGGCCGUCACAGAGACAGGACAGGUGUAUGCAUGGGGUGACAAUGAUCAUGGGCAGCAGGGAAAUGGUACCACCACAGUUAACAGAAAACCCACCCUGGUUCAAGGCCUGGAGGGACAGAAGAUCACUCGAGUGGCAUGUGGCUCCUCCCACAGUGUGGCCUGGACGACUGUGGAUGUGACCACACCCUCAGUUCACGAGCCGGUCCUUUUCCAGACAGCCAGGGACUCCCUUGGAGCUUCAUACCUCGGUGUUCAAUCAGACAGUGACUCUUCAGCAGCUAGCAACAAGAUGAGCGGGCAGAGCAGCGUGAAGCCCAGCCGCCCCUCGCUGGCCAAGAUUCUCCUCAGUCUGGAUGGCAACCUGGCCAAGCAGCAGGGUCUUUCCCAUGUACUGUCAGCCCUCCAAAUCAUGUAUGCAAGAGAUGCAGUGGUUGGUGCUCUGAUGCCAGCCAGCAUGAUCCUGCCAGCAGAGUGUCCUUCCAGCUCCCCCAUUCCACCGCUGGACUCCUCAUCUUCAUCCUGUGUCAGUGAUGAAGAGUGUCCACCUGUGCUUGCUGAAACUGAGGAACAAGCCAGCCCUAAUUCCUGGCAAGAUAAGAAGGGAGAGGCGGAACAGGUUCCCUCAUCAGAAGAUGCCAUCACGCCGUCAUCAGCUGUGACUCCAUCUGCCUGUGGAGCUUCCUCACGUCCGUUCAUUCCCGUCACCGAUGACCCCGGAGCAGCCAGCAUCAUAGCUGAGACCAUGACAAAGACAAAAGAGGACUCUGAGAGCCAGAGUAAAGUGGUUGGCCCAGAGCCCCAGUACCUGGACGAGUUCACCAGUCUCCUUGUUCCCGAUGAUACUCGGGUGAUGGUGGACGUGCUGAAGCUGGCAGUGUCCUGUCGUGCUGGGGAAAAAGGCAAGGAGGUGCUGUCUGCUGUGUUGUCUGGCAUGGGAACAGCUUAUCCACAGGUGGCCGACAUGCUGCUGGAGCUGUGUGUCACUGAAUUGGAGGAUGUUGCCACAGACUCACAGAGUGGCCGCUUAUCCUCCCAGCCAGUUGUCGUAGAGAGCAGCCAUCCAUACACAGAUGACACAUCUACUAGUGGCACUGUGAAGAUCCCAGGUGCUGAAGGUCUAAGGAUAGAAUUUGAUCGACAGUGUUCAACUGAGAGACGCCACGAUCCGCUAACAGUCAUGGAUGGAGCCAACAGGAUUGUCUCCGUCAGAUCAGGCCGAGAGUGGUCUGACUGGUCCAGUGAAUUAAGGAUCCCAGGAGAUGAACUUAAAUGGAAGUUUACAAGUGAUGGUUCAGUUAAUGGUUGGGGCUGGCGUUUCACUGUCUACCCCAUCAUGCCUGCAGCAGGUCCUAAAGACUUGCUAUCGGAUCGAUGCAUCUUGUCCUGCCCCUCCAUGGACUUGGUCACCUGCCUCUUGGACUUCAGGCUCAACUUUGCUUCCAACAGGAGUAUUGUUCCCCGUCUGGCCGCCUCCCUCGCUGCUUGUGCUCAGCUUAGUGCACUAGCUGCUGGACACAGAAUGUGGGCUCUGCAGCGACUACGAAAGCUUCUGACCACUGAAUAUGGCCAGUCCAUCAACAUAAACAGGCUGCUGGGUGACAGUGAAGGCGAGGCUCGCUCUGUUAGUUUCACAGGCAGCGCUCUGGCUGCUCUCGUAAAAGGACUACCUGAGGCUCUGCAGAGGCAGUAUGAGUACGAGGACCCUGUUGUCAGAGGAGGGAAGCAGCUGCUUCAUAGUCCAUUUUUCAAGGUCCUGGUCGCUCUUGCUUGUGACCUUGAGCUUGACGCCUUAGCCUGCUGUGCAGAGACCCAUAAGUGGGCCUGGUUCCGCCGAUAUUGCACCGCCUCAAGAGUAGCUAUAGCCCUGGAUAAAAGAACCUCUCUGCCGAGAGCUUUCUUGGAUGAGGUUACAAAGAAAAUCCGGGAGCUCAUGGCAGAUCACGAGAGCAUGAACGUACUCCAUGAAAGUCACGACUUGUUUAAGCGCGAGCAUGACGAGCAGCUUGUGCAGUGGAUGAACAGGCGGCCAGAUGACUGGACUCUCUCUGCUGGGGGAAGCGGCACGAUCUACGGCUGGGGCCACAACCACAGAGGGCAGCUGGGGGGCAUUGAGGGGGCAAAAGUCAAAGUACCAACGCCCACUGAAGCUCUUGCCACUCUGAGGCCGGUACAGCUUAUCGGAGGCGAACAGACUCUUUUCGCUGUAACUGCUGAUGGAAAGCUGUAUGCAACAGGAUAUGGAGCAGGGGGUAGAUUGGGUAUCGGUGGCACCGAGUCUGUGUCAACCCCAACUUUACUGGAGUCCAUUCAGCACGUCUUUAUCAGGAAGGUGGCUGUGAACUCUGGAGGAAAACAUUGCUUGGCUCUUUCUUCUGAGGGAGAAGUCUACUCCUGGGGAGAAGCAGAAGAUGGAAAACUGGGCCACGGCAACAGAAGCCCUUGUGAUCGCCCUCGUGUAAUUGAAUCGCUGAGGGGAGUGGAAGUGGUGGAUAUUGCAGCUGGAGGGGCGCACAGUGCCUGCAUCACUGCCAGUGGAGAGCUCUUCACCUGGGGCAAGGGCCGGUAUGGACGAUUAGGCCAUGGAGACAGCGAGGACCAGCUUAAACCCAAACUGGUGGAUGCACUGCAAGGCCACAGGGUAAUUGAUGUGGCCUGUGGCAGUGGGGAUGCCCAAACGCUGUGUCUAACUGAUGACGACAUGGUUUGGUCCUGGGGAGAUGGAGACUAUGGCAAGUUAGGCCGAGGGGGCAGCGACGGCUGCAAAAUCCCCAUGAAGAUCGAUUCUCUUACUGGCCUCGGUGUAGUCAAAGUGGAGUGUGGCUCCCAGUUCUCUGUGGCGCUCACCAAAUCUGGAGCAGUGUACACAUGGGGGAAAGGUGACUACCAUCGACUGGGCCAUGGCUCUGAUGACCACGUACGACGACCCAGACAGGUGCAGGGGCUACAAGGCAAAAAAGUAAUUGCCAUCGCCACCGGGUCACUGCACUGUGUUUGCUGCACAGAGGAUGGAGAAGUGUACACGUGGGGGGACAACGAUGAGGGACAACUUGGGGACGGGACCACUAAUGCUAUCCAGAGGCCUCGACUGGUGGCUGCGCUGCAGGGCAAGAAAAUCAACCGAGUUGCCUGCGGCUCUGCUCACACGCUCGCCUGGUCCACCAGCAAGCCCACUAAUGCUGGGAAAUUGCCUGCACAGGUUCCCAUGGAGUACAACCAUCUACAGGAGAUUCCCAUCAUGGCCCUGAGGAACAGGCUCUUGCUGCUGCAUCACUUCUCUGAGCUUUUCUGCCCCUGCAUACCCAUGUUUGACCUUGAGGGUCGACUGGGUCAGACAGGCCAUGGCCCCUCGGUUGGGUUUGACACACUCAGAGGAAUCCUCAUCUCCCAGGGAAAGGAAGCAGCUUUCAGGAAGGUGGUUCAAGCUACGAUGGUGAGGGACAGACAGCAUGGACCUGUGGUGGAGCUUAACAGAAUACAGGUGAAGCGUUCCCGUAGCAAAGGGGGCCUGGCAGGCCCUGAUGGAACCAAGUCUGUGUUUGGUCAGAUGUGUGCCAAAAUGAGUUCAUUCAGUCCAGACAGCCUGUUGCUCCCUCACCGUGUGUGGAAGGUGAAAUUUGUGGGUGAAUCUGUGGAUGACUGUGGUGGAGGCUACAGUGAAUCCAUUGCUGAAAUGUGUGAAGAGCUCCAGAAUGCCCUGACGCCGCUGCUCAUCGUAACCCCUAACGGCCGGGAUGAGUCGGGGGCUAACAGGGAUUGUUUCCUGCUCAACCCUGCAGCCAAGUCCCCUCUUCACAUGAGCAUGUUUCGGUUUCUAGGAGUCCUCCUAGGAAUUGCGAUCCGAACAGGAAGCCCUCUGAGCCUGAAUCUGGCAGAGCCUGUAUGGAAACAGCUGGCAGGCAUGAACUUGACCAUCGCUGACCUUAGUGAGGUUGAUAAGGAUUUUAUUCCUGGUUUAAUGUACAUUCGGGACAACGAGGCCACAGCCGAGGAGUUUGAAGGAAUGAGCCUUCCCUUCACGGUUCCCAACGCCAGCGGUCAGGACAUCCAGCUCAGCUCCAAGUACUCCCACAUCACCCUGGAGAACCGGGCAGAAUAUGUGCGCUUGGCAAUGAACUACAGACUCCAUGAGUUUGAUGAGCAGGUAUCUGCUGUGCGAGAAGGAAUGGCUCGCGUGGUUCCCGUUCCUCUUCUUUCACUUUUCACGGGUUACGAGCUGGAAACGAUGGUGUGUGGAAGUCCAGACAUCCCGCUCCACCUGCUAAAGUCAGUAGCCACUUACAAGGGUGUGGAGCCGACGGCGCCGCUCAUCCAGUGGUUCUGGGAGGUGAUGGAGUCCUUCUCCAAUACGGAGAGGUCCCUGUUCCUGAGGUUCGUCUGGGGCCGCACGCGGCUGCCACGCACCAUCGCUGACUUCCGGGGCCGGGAUUUUGUUGUACAGGUGCUGGAUAAAUACAACCCUCCCGACCACUUCCUGCCAGAGUCCUACACCUGCUUCUUCCUGCUCAAACUGCCCAGGUACUCGUGUAAACAGGUGCUGGAGGAGAAACUAAAAUAUGCCAUUCACUUCUGCAAGUCCAUCGACACAGACGACUACGCCCGCAUCGCCCUGUCGGGGGAACCAGCAGCUGACGACAGCAGUGAAGACUCCGAUAACGAAGACGCUGACUCUUUUGCCUCCGACUCGACGCAGGACUACUUAACUGGACACUGAGCCUUUUUAUCUACCGAUGGGCAAAUGAAGGAGAAGCGGCCGCUGAUAAGAGCUCUGUUAAUUUAACCUAAGAAAUGCACACAUGCAGGCAUUUUGAUAAAACAUAAAUGUCUCGUUAAAGGGGUGCGAAAUAUGUUUUAAAAGCAUUAUAAGCUUAAAGGAAAAAAAAAAAGAGGAACAAACAGCUGUUGCUCUGACUUGUGUUUUUUUUUUUAAGAAGUAGGGCAAUCAGAUUCACAUGUGAUUGUUGUGUUACAUGGGAAUUACAUAUAUUGCAGUUACAGAGACUUAAAAAAAAAAAAAAAAGGCUCCAGCCUAGCACUGUGGUAGAUUUCUCCCCCUGGUUUUGUGUGAAUUACCGCUCCCUAGAUUGUAUAAAGAAGUUGAUGUGCAGCAACAGUAGUAUUACUUUUCUUUCUUGGUAACAGCCAUGUUUCUUUAUAUAAAUAUAUAUAUAUAAAUAAAUAAAAAUAAACAAAAAACAUUUUUAACGUAAAUUUAGUCUUUGUCACAUGGCUCACUUCUGUCAGAGCCCACUGAAGAGUCAUUUUAAGAUUCCUGUAUUAUCAUGAUUGUGCACUGUCUCCUUAAAGAAUGUACAUAUGAUUGUGCCAUGUAUUCACAGAAGGUCUCAUUCCUGCAUAUUAUAUGUUAAUACAUUUCUGUUAAUAAACACAAUGGCGCUGUCCUGA